Messenger RNA from Stegostoma tigrinum, 1582 nucleotides. RefSeq names its product cytochrome b-c1 complex subunit 2, mitochondrial-like. The coding region runs from base 32 to 1414 and encodes 460 amino acids. The transcript is spliced from 14 exons. Gene Ontology annotation, molecular function: metal ion binding. Lineage: Eukaryota; Metazoa; Chordata; Chondrichthyes; Orectolobiformes; Stegostomatidae. Gene Ontology annotation, cellular component: mitochondrion. The record is from RefSeq and is a predicted model, not a curated record.
UCCCCUUUAAGGGGCGGGGCCGGUGGAGAGGAUGCUGUCGGUGUCUGUCCGCCCGCUGCUCCGCGGAUCCAGGCAGUAUCACCUGGCACUCAGCACUCCCCUUACGCAUCCACUUAAAGGUGUGAGGAGUCCGGACGCUUGUGGAAAACUUCACCCUCAAGAGGUUGAGAUCAGUAAGCUCCGUAACGGACUGAUUGUCGCUGCCCUGGAGAAUUACAGCCCAGUGGCCAAAGUGGGCAUUUUUCUGAAGGCCGGGAGCCGAUACGAAGUCGCUGGCAAUUUGGGCAUCACUCAUUGCCUCAGGGUGGCAGCCAACAUGACCUCCAACAGAGCCAGUCCAUUCAAACUGUCCCGUGUGAUUGAAGCUGUUGGGGGAAACUUAUGGGUGACUUCGACGAGGGACGUGAUGCUGUACACUGUGGGAUGUAUGCGCGACUCUAUCGACGACCUGCUGCAGUACCUCAGCGCGAUAGUCUUAUCACCAGAGUUCAGACCCUGGGAGGUGGCCAGCACCAGAGAUCGCCUGAAAGUAGAGAAAGUGAUAGCAUACCAUCGGCCACAGAUAAGAGUAUUGGAGAAUCUCCACGCAGCAGCCUACCGUAAUACACUGUGCAACUCGCUGUACUGCCCUGACUUCAUGCUGGGCCAGUUCACCCAUGAGAAGCUGCAUGAAUAUGUCAAGAAGCAUUUCUGUGUUGGACAGAUGGCAGUAGUGGGAAUAGGGAUGACUAUCAGCCAGCUGACAAAGGCAGCCGAGGAACUAUUUGGGAAGAGGACUGGAUAUGGUCAAGCUGGGCCCCAUGCCCUGUAUGGUGGAGGUGAGCACCGCGAGGGCACCUUUGAGCCGCUGGUGCACGCGGCCGUGGUCUGUAAAGGUGAAGCUCUGAGCUCGCCUGAGUCACUGGCGUUUGCCACACUGCAGCAGGUGCUGGGAGUGGGGGCCCACGUCAAGAGAGGAAGCGACAUGACCAGCACAUUAACCCGGGCCAUCAGCAAGGGUACAGCCCAACCCUUCACUGCCUCUGGCUUCAAUGUGUGCUACCAAGACUCUGGGCUGUUUGGGGUCUACACCGUCUCUCAGGCUGAGACGGCAGCGGAUGUUAUCCAUGCUGCUGUGUCUCACGUCAAACAUGUGGCUGAUGGCAAGAUAAGUGAGGAAGACAUCGAGAGAGGAAAGAAUCAGUUGAUAGUGUGCAAUCUGAUGGCAAUGGAAACACUUGAUACCCUACUGGAGGAGAUGGGCCUGCAGAUUCUCACAACUGGGACCUACAUCUCACCUGUAUCUGCUGUCGACCAGAUCAAAGAGAUUAGUAAGAAGGAUGUGGUAAAAGCAGCCGAGAAAUUUGCUUCAGGCACUAAGUCGAUGGCAGUCAGUGGCAGACUCAUCAACAUACCCUUCCUGGAUGAACUUUAACAGGGGUAUCACCUUUCACAAUCUUUCAUUGUUUGACCGUUAAUCUUCCAAAGGCAUUUGAUGGAAGGAUAUGUUACCCUUUGUUGACAUUGGAUGUUGUUUGAUGUUGAAUGUUGCAUGUUCAUUGCAUAAUAUUUUGUUUCGGAAGACUCUCUGGUUUUGUUUUCU